Linum tenue is the source of this 1072-nucleotide messenger RNA. Lineage: Eukaryota; Viridiplantae; Streptophyta; Magnoliopsida; Malpighiales; Linaceae. The record is from the annotation of a GenBank genome assembly.
AGGUUUAGCGCUGCUCUUUCACCAUGGAUCUUUGGCUGAGUUCUCUCAAAAGGAAUGCGCUCAAGCUCUUGAUCACUGAGAUCGACUCCGUCUUCCUGGAAUCGGGUUUCGUCCUUUACAAACCCCGACCUGAAAAGUCCCCCGAUUGGCACGAUUCCGACCACAAUUCCACCAUCUCCGUCUCUUACACCCUUCCUGCCCUCCUCCUCGAUAACAAUGACCAGAUGGAGGAGAAAGUACCGCCAUUGGUACAAGUCAAAUUCCAGCCUCUAUGUAGCUUCCUGGUGAUCUGCGGCUCGCUGGCCCGAGACGGUUCGCUUCCGCGCAUGUUCUGCUUCAACAAGACCGGAGAAUUCGCGUCGGUUAUCACCAACGGAGGCGUAUUGGGGUUUCGGAGAAGGAUCAAGGACGAGCUCUGUUUCCCCUUGCUGAUCGACAUCGCGGAGGAGGCAGGGCUGCCCGGGCCCAACUGCUUCUCCACCCUCCCGAGCGAGCUCAAGCUCGGGAUCAUGGCCCUGCUGCCGGCGAAGGACGCGGCGAGGAUGGAAUGCGUGUGCUCCAGCCUCCGGAGCCUGUGCUCGUCCUCUUCCAGCAACCAGCAGUGGGAGGCCAGAUACCGCGAGGUGUUCGGGAAGGUUCAGGUGGGGGAAGCCCUGUCGAGUUCAUCGGUGAAGAAGAAUUGGAGGGAGCUGUUCGUCAGGAGGGUGGAGAAGAGGAAGGUGGGAGAGGCGUACGGGAUCCCGAUCAGAGAGAAAGCGAAGAAGAUUCGCUUUAUCAAUGUGGCGUCUCUGAGAGAGCACGCCAGGAAUUUAGGUUUGGGUCACUGGUAAGGUAAGACAUUGUCUUUGCACCGAGAAGCCUACUAUGGAGGUGGGAUGAAGAGAGGAAUUAGGGUCUUUUGGCUGGUUUCUUCGUGUCUUCUUCAAUUGCAGUAGCCUGUGGUUAAUUUUUACAGUUCUGGUGUGUCCUUGGUUAACUCUGGCUCUUUUCUCUGUGUUCUUGUUGUCUUAGCUGCGUCCAAUAGUUGGGUCAAAGAUGGCUUCUGAGUUCUGAGUGACUACUUUUGGUUUAG